Messenger RNA from Fonsecaea multimorphosa CBS 102226, 1725 nucleotides. RefSeq lists its product as uncharacterized. NCBI's taxonomy places the organism in Eukaryota, Fungi, Ascomycota, Eurotiomycetes, Chaetothyriales, Herpotrichiellaceae. Bases 1 to 1725 code for a protein of 574 amino acids. The record is from RefSeq and is a predicted model, not a curated record. The transcript has 4 exons.
AUGGACCGCGUGCGUGAUGCCAUCCACGUCGCGUCUCUAAGGUUGGGACGUAGCGACCCAGCUGCACCAACCACCGAAAGUGCAUCACCACGAGAUGCUGCCGGGACAGCGAGGCAACCGCCGGUCGAGGAGCCGACAUCGAGUCAUCUUCCGGCCUUACAAGACGAGCCCGAUUCUGGCGUUAGACAAUUGCUCGCUGCGAGAGACGACAAUGUCUAUCUCCCCAGCAUUCGACUUGUUCGUCACAGAAAUAAUGCUUCGAGGCCUGAAGCGAACAUUGGGGCAGUCCACGACUAUGCCGCGAACCCUAGAGAAGCAGACCGGUCCGAUAAUGGCAGACUAGGAAACUUGUGGAACAGAACUCGCCAGUCAUUAGGAUUUUGGCACGGAGAAAGGGAUACUUUGCAGUCUGAAAGCGACUACGAUGCAGAUAUGGUCGAUGCACUCGACGCUUUGGAUCCUGAGGUUCAAACUCUCAUCUCUCUGACCAACGUUCAAAACUCGCUUUUCGUCCCCAACCUGGGCAAAUAUGUGAACAGAAGACCGACAUUCUCACUCACGAGUCUUUUGCAAGACGUUGAACAGAAAUUGAAGCCGGGAGAGAAGGAUAAGCCCGGGCGGGGAAAAGCACCGAAGAUAGCACGCCCUGCACCAAUAUACCGAGCUCCUACCGGUGGCACAAUCGACUCGAAGCUCAGUGAUUCUCGGUAUGCGGUUCUUCCCGAAGGAGCAUCAUUGUCAGGGUGGACGUAUCAAGAUCGAUUGGAGCUCAAUGAUCAUGUUCGACAUAUGCUUCACUCACGCCGGUCGAAAUUCAAAAGGUCCAUGAAAGGGUUUAUGCAAUAUGUUCGCCAACCUCUGGGCUUCUGCAUCACCCUCUAUGCAACGUUGAUCACGCUUUUUGGCUUGGCCUGGGUUCUUUUCCUCAUCGGCUGGAUAAACGUGGGUGGGAAGCAACUGUAUAUCAUCAACGUGAUUGACAAUGUCCUUGUUGCACUCUUCGCCAUCGUCGGCGAUGGCCUUGCCCCUUUCAGGGCUGUUGACACGUAUCAUAUGAUCUUCAUUGCACGCUACCACCACGUCACCUGGUCGACGCGCAAGAAGCGAAACAUGCCUGAAUUGAAAAACCACAACGAUCUUCCUACCCAGAUGCCGCCACCUGUGGUCCCCAAGGCCAAAUCACGCCGCCGCGAUCGAAUAUUGAAUAAAGCAGUCGCAAACCGUGAUCGAGUAUUGAAUAAAGCAGCCGCAAAACUCCACCUGAGAAAACGAUUCGGCGCCAAAGAGGGCCUUGAAGAGCCGGGGGAGUAUAGCGUACUAACCCACAAGCAGCAGCGACUCUUAGACUAUCAUGGCGCCAAGUUUAACAAGUCGCACACGUUCUAUAAACCGCACGAGACGGAAACGCACCACGCGUUCCCCCUGCGACUGCUGGUCGCCAUCGUCAUUCUAUUGGACUGUCACUCCCUCUUGCAGAUUGCCUUGGGCACCGUCACAUGGAGUAUUAGCUACCGCCAACGCCCCUUUGCGUUGACGACGGUCAUUUUGUGUUGUUCAAUUACGUGCAAUGCAACAGCAGGACUGCUGAUUUGGAUCGGCGAUCGCAAAACACGCAAGAAUGAUGUAUUGGAGCGCAUUAAUCGGCAGGAGUUGACACAGGAAGCGAUGGAGAAGAUGGAGAAGAGGUGGGCAGAAGAGGAGGGAGAUAGACGAGUGGCGGACUAG